AACUUGUCCAUUCGUCCUGGCAACCAGUGUUUCCAGAAACAUGGCGACGCGCUGAAAAGAAGUAAACAAGAACAGGCUCCUGCCUUUUAGUUUUUCCGACCGUGCCAAAUAUGAUGAGGAUAACUCCGCAAAGGUUCUGUUGACAAAUCUGGCGUUCCGAAGGGCGGACAUUGAACUCGCACAACCAUGCCGAAAGUCAUGGAGAAUAUUCAAAUAGGUUUUGCAGGAUGUCGGAUAGCUCUUCGGAGGUGUUGCAAGUGGCUCACCUGCAGCAACAAAAUCGUUGAACCAAGGGAACAGUAUGAAGUACUCUGUCUUGGACUCACAGGGGCAGGGAAAUCCACUGCACUGGCGACAUUGGUCGGAGAACCAACAGAGGGCAUAGAGCCGACUUCAGGUUUCAACAUUAAAACCCUGCCCGUCAACGAUACUGUGCUGAACAUAAAAGAGCUUGGAGGUACGGAUGCCAUCAGACCAUUUUGGAAACAGUACUUUGACGGUGUGCAUGGGGUACUCUUUGUCUUGGAUGCGUCUUCGGGAGAAGCUUCACUCAAAGCAGCGAGAGAGACGUUAAAAGAGGUGCUAUCGGAUGCAAUGCUCAAAGGCAAACCAUGUGUCGUCCUUGCAACCCACCAAGAUGUGAAUGCGGCAUCGGUCCUCCAGGUGGAGCAACUCCUGCAGGGUAUUCUACAUGGUAGGAAGUUCACGGUGCUGCCAUGCUCACGUGGUGAACGGCAAAGUGUGCUCAAAGGGCUGGAGACACUCACGGACUACAUGACUGCAUCACAAAAGUGACCUCCCUGCAGCGUGUAAACUGAAAGAACAAUGCUCAAGUGCACUCAUUUUUAUCUUUCACUUUGGCUUCAUGAUGCAACAUUUUGUGGCAAUCUGGAUAAUCACCUAGUUGGAAGGAAAUUACAUUCAUGCACCGUGGAUGUGCAUCUGAGGAGCACAAAAGUUCAAGUCAAACAAGUCAAGUCAAGCCAAGUCAUGUCAAGGAGCACAAAAGUUGGCCUUAUGCAUGUGUUGCCAGUCAGAGUGACAAAGAUACAGCCCCAGUGACCAAGGAAUGGCGAAAGGCUAAUUUUUGCAGCUGUUGAAUGGCCAGCUAUGUAAGACACGUCACAAAAUAGACUGUGACAUCAGACAUCAGCUAUGCCACAUAGAGAUUGCAAUGUCCUAGUCACGGGAGCACAUUCCUUUAGUGAAUGAUCUUGUUUGAACACUUGAGAUGGCGCUGACAUCGCUGUUGUAACCGCGGUGCUUUGCUGUUUCUAAGCAGAGACUGAAACUGAAACAAAUACCGGUUUGGUUACUGUUAUGGUUCACAUCCCAAAUUAUGCAAGGGGUUCAUUUCUUGUUCUGAGUUUCCCCCUUUUAGUGAUUAUGGGUAAUGGUAAUUCGAAAACUAAGAGAGGUAUUCAAAUGAUACAAGUUUUUUUUCUUUCUUUCUUUCUUCCUUCCUUCCUUCCUUGCAUGAUCCACAACCUCACUGCGUCCCUCACUUCAUCAUCCGUGGGGAAUGAAUGCCUUUAAUUUAGGGUCCCUAUUUAAAUUUGAGGAGGAGUGGAAAUUGCAGGGUGCCACAUCCGAGUGUGAAGGGUGCGGGAUGGGAUGGGAUCGAAUUUCAACUCCACCAGUCACCUCCAUAUUUUUUAAAUUUUUCAAUCAGUCAAUGAACUUCACAAGAUCCGCUGUGGUAGCGCGCAAUGUGUGUGACCGAGCUUGAUUGUGUUCCAAGACUACUGGCUCAGUGGAUUGUGAACAAGACUCGUACGUCUUCUCAAGCGUUCCUUCCGUUACAAGAGAUUUUCGGUUCGGCACCGGUUUCAAGCCCCUGUCUAAGCACAUAUGAGAAAACCACGACCUACUAGAUUGUAACGACCAUGUCAUAGGCACCCCUUCCCAGCGUCGCAUUUGGAAGCUAGCGGUGGCGCUACUCAUCGGCCCGGCUAUUGCUUACUCGAUUUCUGCAAUACUUUGUACUUCAGCUUACCUUAGUAUUUUUGCACAAGCGCUGGAUGUCCCACGGGAGAUGCUUCUUUCUAAAGUUGAUUAUCAUCAUCAUUCUACGCGUUUUCAAAGGAGUUGUUGCUGUCGUCUGCUACGGUAGUCAUAUGGCUGCUUCUGCGCGUUCAAAAUUCAAAUUUCCAUUGUCCAAUCAUGAUGUAGAUGUUGCGGGCCGAUGAGUAGCGCCCCUAGCGGAUCGUGCAGACUGGCUCCUCAUACGGGUUCCCGAUUAUGACAUGGUCGUUAUAAUUUAGUAGGUCGUGGAGAAAACAUAACGUCAUCUACGUCCUUGUAAGUGAGCGUGGGCUCUGAGCACGAAUCUCUGCAGGUGUGGUGGUCCCAUGACUGUGUUUUAUUAUGCGUAUUUUGUUUACAGUCGAAGUUUUGGGAAAAAUGUGUUGCACUGAAUGUACAGUGUUCCUUAAGCUCAAGGUGAAACGUUAUGUUGUAAAUAUUGCUGCCUCCCUUAUGUCUGAUGGCACAACUAGCUGUCAUGGUUCAUGCAAAAGUCAUGCUAUAGCAGAUGCAUUUUAACUUGGUUAUAUACUGUAUAUGCUCGCAUAAUUAACACAAACAUAGUGUUAAAAAGGGGAACAUAAAUUAUGUGGCAUUAUGCAUGAUUUAUUACAAAUUAUUUAUUAUAAUUUGGCAUUAAUUAUUUAUGCAUAUUUAUUGUAAUUAGGUAUUAAUAGCUUAUGCAUAUUUGUUAUAGUUACAGUUAUACAUUAUGUAUUCAUGCAUUUUUCUUAUAAUUAUGCAUUAUUAUUACUUAUUUAUGUGUAUUUAUUAUAACUAUGCAUGAAUUAUUACAUUAAUUAACAAAGAAACAAGCACGUGCUGUAGAUUAUGGUAUGGUGGCCAUCAUCAUAUGGUAGUACGUUAAUUAUGUGAGCAGAUACAGUAAUAACCAAAACAUUAGAGCCCUGCUUACCAUUAGACCCCUGCUCCAUAUGCUCAAUUUUGGAAGGAGUAACAAAUGGUGUCACCAAGCUCUUGACAAAUAAUAUAGUACCAAGAAUGCCCAAGUAAGAAUAGAUCACUUGUGUAAAACCAAAAGCUUAUGCUGCCACUUUCAAGGGAAACAGCAUAUAGAGAUAUAUUGGCUACCAUAAAAAGGGCCUAACAAAAAACUUAUCUCUGAAAUGCAUGCUGCACAAUUUUGCUUGUCUUUAGUAGUUGUUUUUAACACAGCCAUGGCAUCUCAACUAGUUCUUGAUGUAAUUCUAAAGCCACAAACUAGUGCAUACUCCAGAGAAGAGACCGAGAAUGUGUUUGCUCAUAUCCUACACUUUAGGUACAAGGGAUGUUGGACAUGCAACAGCUGCAGGGAGAGAAGAGCGAAUUUAAUUACUUUGCCACAACUAAGCAUUCAAAUGUAGAAAUUGUCUUCAAAUGAAAGCCAAUCUUUGUUCAGUACAUAUUUGAGCAUUCCUGGGGAAAGCAAUAUGUCAUACAUACUAUGCCACAAUCAUGAGCAGAAGCAGCACAUGCGUCUUUAUGCACUGGCAGUCACCAUAGGCAAGGAUGCAGUUUAAUCAUGUCACACACUAGAUUCAUUGUCAGUCACAACGCACACCUUCAACUGUGUGUAUGAUGUUCUGAGGGUAUUUACAACCCAGGUGUAAUACUCAAAUGGAGGGUUGGUGUUUGAACACACUUCAAUUCAUGAUUGUUGUUUCAUCGUAAACAGCCAUUUUCAUAAACACAAACUGUCUCAACUCAGCUUUUUCUUUACACAUCUCCUGUUGGGUAGUGUUCCAUAUUUUUUUCUGUUUCAUCUACAAAAGCCCUACACCACAACUUUUUUUUUGAGCAAAGCAAACCUUUUUUGGCUUGUUAGUAUAACAUUGGGAAAACAGGAAUGCAAAACCUGAGCAUGAGACAGAAGAAGAAACAUGCAGACGACACAGGCACUCCCUCCACUUCUUCUCCUGUCUCUUGUUCAGGUUUUGCAUUCUUGUUUUUCCCAACUUACUUUAGACUCAAACAUCAGUACCAUGCAGUGAACUUGAUACAGUAUUCAGGCAGCCAAUGUAGAUCAACGCAAGGUUUUGUGGUAGACAAAAAAAAAAGUUUUACGCAACGCAUUAUAACUAGAGCCUGAAGUUUUCGGGAACAAUUUUUUUUUUGUGAAAUUCGGGGGUAAAAAUGGGGUAACUAAAUAUGUGCACUAGAUUCAUGCAAAUUUUUGUGAAAAAACUUGAAAUUCGGGGAGAAAUCAGGCUCAGUUACUCAAACAAACUGUAGUGGAUUGGUACACACGGUGAUAUAACUGCAUUUGCAGCCAAACAAGUAAGUUUGUGCAUUCCUACAGACAUCCCAGUGAGGGAAAUUUGCCGGGUAAAAAUCAGGUUUCACCCUAAAGAGGCAACCUUCAAUUCGGGGAAGAAUCUGGUAAAACCCUAAAACUUCAGGCUCUAAUUAUAACCUAAGUCAUUAUCCAUGUGGCAUGUAACAAGGUGCAAUCUACAUGAAUGCAACAGAUGAACUGUGAACAUUUGCUGCCUGCUUAAUGUAUGAAGAUGUACAGUUCAGGUUGGUUCCAAUUGCUAUACCUGUGCUGUUGUGUGUAUUUUGCUUAUCUUUCUACAAUGUAUAAAUUUUUGUGAUCUGCAGUGUUUUCUGUAGGGGGGCGUAAAACACAGUUUGCCUCUCUAAUGAGCUGUUUCAGUUAGUAUUGGGGGGGGGGGGGAAGGGCGGAUUUAAGGAGGGGCGACCCCCCCCCCCCAUACGGCUGUGUUCCCUAUGUAAAAACCCCAUCUCCUGGAUGAUGCUGUGCCGCAAGGUGCAAAAUUUCCUUGAGACUGCCCCCCCCCCAUGACAGACCCUUAAAUCCACCCCUGGCAGUGAGUCUUUCACAUUGGAACAAGCCCUACUACAUCAUCCGGUAUGAUAAGAAGAAAUGGAAUACACAGGGUAAAUUCUGGGCCGCCAUUGCUACUCUCCCAUCUCAUCAACUCACUCAACUGUGCAUUGUGAAAGGGCACUUCCCUGAGAAAGCAGGAAAAGAAAGUGCUGGAAUGUUAGGUUGCCACAUCAAAAGUUGUGAGAAGGGCAAAAGUAGAACAUAUUGGGAAUACUGGGUGUAUAAGGGUUGCAUCUGAGAGGGCAUGAAACUCCAGUCCAAAUCGUGCAAUGGGUGACAGCAUAGCAAUGUGGUUGAGAGGCCUGCAAAGUUACUUUUUGUCAAAAAAAAGCCGGGAAAAGCCUUCUCCAAAGAGCUUUCGGACACUUUAACGACAGAACACUAUAGCCAUAGUUACAUUUAUGUCUGAACAGUGGUCUUUCUUUUCUUUUUUGGAUACCACAAUGGGAUUCUGUACAUUUUCAUCUACUACUGCUUUACUCCUGCCUAAUUCUUAAAGAUAAUUUGCUUUCUCUUUUUGCAUUACAGAGUUGUAGAACAGUUUCCUUUCUUUUUUUUUUUUUCAUAUGUGCCAUCCUGCAUAUUUUUUGCUCAACAAUUGCUCACUGAGUUGAGAAUGUGUGCACACAUAGAUGUUGUGUAUGGCAGAUUGUAAACUGGCUGAUGUCACGCACAAACUGUGCAGAAUUGUUCAUCUCACUCAAAUCGGUAUUUGUCCAUUGGAGGGCCUCAUUGCAGCACAUGCCAGAGGGACGCAAGGGCGACACAGCAGCUUUGGUGGUUGUCUCAGUAAUUUUGAAAUAGGCAGUUCACUGUACAAACACAGCUUUACCACAGUAUGCAUUUUGGCUCAUCUGUUGUUAUUCUGCUAGCCAAUACCCUUUACCAAAAUGGUGCACAUUCUAGUGAGCAGUUCUCUCCAUGGCAACAGGCAGGCAUUAUUACAAGUCGGUGUUCCACCGCAGUAGUAUGAAGCAGUGAUUGGGGGUUGCAUAUGGGCACAACUGUUCAAGCUGUAUCCAAGGAAAGUUAUUUUUUGCAGUAUACUCAUUAUGGUAUGGGCGUGUACAGGGAGAUAUCAGAGCUAGUAUAUUUCAUGGCAAAAAGCAAGCAUGGAAGGAUAGUGUAGAAUUCUUUUUGUUCGGUGCAAGUUUGCUUAACAGUUGUUGAAGUUAUUGUAAUCUACAGUUUUGCUGCAAUGCUUUGAGUAACAUUGCAGUGUGUAGCAAACCAUAUUGCCAUGAUGGAUGGAUUCACUUGCCUAAGGGUAACUCUACACUCUUAAAAAUGAACUUCACCGCAUAGCCAACGGGGGGCGUCCGCCUUUUUUGUGACAGUUAUGAACAGGAUAAGUGUCACAAAAAAAAGGUGUACGCCUCCUGUUUUUUCAACAAAUCGGGGCAGAUAACGAUAUCGUUCGAGAUGCUGGUUGGCUAGGAUCGUGCUAUGUGGUGAAGUUCAUUUUUAAGAGUGUAACUGUUCACCACAACUCAUAACUGGGCAUGUAAAACUUGCAACAAAAAUGUACUUGGAAGAUUCAAACUAGUUACACAAGUGUAGCAGAAAAGCAGAUGUCACUCAAAUGCUGAUGCGUAAAAAUUAGAAAUGGGACCAAUCCAAAAUUUAUCGAAUCCGAAUCCAAGGAAGGUUCUACGAAUCCACGAAUCUUACGAAUCUCAAAUCUAUCCAAUCCUUUCUUUAAAAAGAGUUUAAAAAGCCAGGGAAAAAAACACACUUCUAGUGAAAAGUGUUUUGAAAAUAUGAUGCGUUUGUUUAACGAAAAACAAAUUAAAUAAUGCUUCAGUUUCAGGAGAAAAUAUACUCAUGUAGUUCUUCUUAACGUAAUUUAUUUAACAUGUUGUUCAUCGACUACAAGAAAUGCAUAAAUUCUCGAGUCCGAAUUAUUUCCAUAAAACUAAGCAGCAAUCAAAAGCAAAACCAGAUUACUUUUAAACUUGUAAUGUAACAGUUCCUGCCUGGACUCUUUCAGUCCCGAGCUCUAUGAACAAACAAACAAGAAAACACCUGUCGGCCGAUGAGGCUCUCGGUGGACUCCAGAGGCGCCAAUUUGAAAAAGAGACAAACAAACAUGGUUGGUGGAUUCGAAAGAUUGGAUUCGCCGUUUUGGGCACUGGGAUUAGGAUUCGCGGAUUCGGUUGGCACAUCUCUAGUAAAAAUGCUACAGAACAGAAUGGUUUCGUCUACAAGCUCGAAAGCCCAAGAGCAUUGCCAUCAGAAUUGCACCAUUUGGCAUAACAAUUGGCAUAGCAGUUUGGCGCAUCUGCCAAACGUUGCACGGUACACCCACUAUUUGUAGCUGUGGGAUACUAUCUAUUCCAGUCACCUUGGUACAGUGCUGCUAGAUUACGCCUCCUCCAUUUUGUGUUUUUCACAUCAGUUUAUGCAGGCUUUGCCUUUACAAUCACUCAAGCUGGACAACCAAGCAAAGCAAAAUGGAAUAAAAAUGCUGAUGAAUGAGCAGGUAGUAAUUACGGGAGCUUUCACUGCUCAUCAGUAUUAGAGUCUAGAAACGCAUCUGUGCGGGCAAUACGGGAAGAGUUGCUGAUCUCACUGUGUUCAUGCUCCUUAUGUGCACAUACAUAGUGCUUCUCACGGGCCUGCCAUCACGUUCCAUACUCUUAUGAAUUUGACUAUUCGCUGCGAGAUCGACUUAUAGGGGGUGACACUGUCACCUUCCUAGUGUGGAUAACAUGCGGGCCGAUGUACGGAGUUGAUUGUUCUUUUCCAUAACUCUUGUGUAUCUUCACCGGAAGAUUACUUCUGCCACGAUGGUACGAUACUGCUUGGUUCCUCAAUGAUCCACCUACUGCGCUGAGUGGGGAAUAAACGCGUAAAAGCAGACGACGCGUCCACACUGCGGUAGCUCUCCGCGGUGCGCCAACACCGUUCGAUCUCGGAGCGAAUAGGAGCUGUACUAGUGCAAAUGUUGUCAUGACAAUGCUAGUUGUUCAGGUUUUUAAAGUUUACAUGUGUGGCUGUUUGUAAAUACUAGAUUAUAUCGGUUGAUGUAGAGGAAGGAAUUGUCUUUUUCUGCUAGUCUACCUUAAGGCAUUAAAGCAAAACCAGUUUUUAAGAUCUGGUGUCUGUUUCUACACAAUGCAUGCGUGUAGCAGGGAGAAUGGAACUAUGCACUUUUCUCUCGGAAAUAAUGUUCUUGAAAUGCCCACAGUUGUGUCAUAUGUGGUUUUCAGGCAUAGAAGGGAAAUAAAAAGAUAUACAAAAAUUA
Messenger RNA from Ornithodoros turicata, 8123 nucleotides. Its product is annotated as ADP-ribosylation factor-like protein 15. The transcript has 4 exons. Bases 187 to 795 code for a protein of 202 amino acids. Gene Ontology annotation, molecular function: GTP binding; GTPase activity. NCBI's taxonomy places the organism in Eukaryota, Metazoa, Arthropoda, Arachnida, Ixodida, Argasidae. The record is from RefSeq and is a predicted model, not a curated record.